This is a messenger RNA of Parastagonospora nodorum SN15, 1405 nucleotides long. RefSeq lists its product as hypothetical. NCBI's taxonomy places the organism in Eukaryota, Fungi, Ascomycota, Dothideomycetes, Pleosporales, Phaeosphaeriaceae. The record is from RefSeq and is a predicted model, not a curated record. Bases 1 to 1401 code for a protein of 466 amino acids. The transcript is spliced from 3 exons. Gene Ontology annotation, molecular function: protein binding.
AUGGCCGUUGAGCGCCAGACCUCCGCACUGCCGCCCGCUCAGCCAAGCUACAUACUCCGCGGGCAUGCCUCGCAGAUACACAGCGUGCGAUUCGUACGCCGGAACAGCCGCCUUCUGACUGGCGAUGCUGACGGCUGGAUCGUGUACUGGAAGCUUGAAACUAAGCGAGCACUCGCACUGCGCGCAUCCGAUGAGCCUACAUUUUCUACCGUCUUGCCUGCAGAGGACGCGACCACACCGAGACCGAAACCAUGGCUCCUCUACACCCUGCCUGUUAACACACUGAACUUUUGUGCAUUCUCAUUGUGCUCAUCUAGUGCCCAUGAUGGCCCAAACAAAGUCGUGGGGACGUCGAGUGAUGCCAUUCUCGUAGCUACACCGUCCACUGACGACAAAAAGAUCAACAUCUACCAGUUUCCUGAAGAGAAGCUGAGGUAUGUUGUGCCGAAAAUUCCAAUGGUAGAUUCUGGUAUGGUCAUGGCUGUGAAACUCGUACAUCAUACCACAUCAAAUACUGUCUUGAUACUGUCCGGGUACGAAGGAGGUCUUACAGCUGUUCAUCGACUUCCAUCCGCUGAGGCCUCAAGCGUCCAGUCGACUGAGCUUAUAUACCUAAGUCAGCCUCACACUCAGCCCAUAUUAUCGCUGGACAUAUCAGCGGAUAACAGAACCUACUUCACUUCAGCUGCAGACGCAGUCAUUGCAGCGCAUAUCAUCCCUGACCUGUCAAACGGUAUCGCGCAGGGCAAAAGUGCAAAGGCGCAAAACGCACCUCUCUCAGCCACUUCUGCAGCGGAGAUCGCAGCAAAAGAUACGACGUCUUCAAUCCCACCGUUACCAGCAAUCAGAAGCAAGAGUCCCGAUAUCUCGCCUACAGACUCCAACCCAACAUCACAACUCUCCUUCUCCAAACAACCUCUCCGCCCACCCCAACCAACAUCUCCAAAACCAGCAGGUCUAUCCUCCCUCCUCGCCAGCGCACCAUCCCAAUCCACACCCAAUCUCCUCCCACAAAAACCACCCCGAAUUACCAUCCAACAACCCCACAAAUCCACAAACACCAAACACUCAGGCCAGCAAUCCCUGCGCGUGCGCUCCGACGGCCGCAUCCUCGCCACUGGCGGCUGGGACACGCGCAUACGCAUCUACAGCACCAAAACACUCAAAGAAGUCGCGGUGCUCAAGUGGCACAAGGAAGGCAUAUACGCCGUGGAUAUUGCCGAGGUGUUGGACGCUGGUGAUUUAGCGGGACAAGAUGGGCAAGGAGGAGACGGGGAAGUAGUAAGAAAAGAAACCGGGCUGGGGAAACUGCAGAAACAGAGAGAGCAAGCGAUGCAGCUCAAGCAUUGGAUUGUGGCGGGCGCCAAGGAUGGGAAGGUGAGUCUGUGGGAGGUUUUCUAGGUGU